Molecule: messenger RNA, 3405 nt
Organism: Fonticula alba
Lineage: Eukaryota; Rotosphaerida; Fonticulaceae
Exons: 4
Coding region: 131-3379 (1082 amino acids)
Molecular function (GO): ATP binding; DNA binding; hydrolase activity
Source: RefSeq, a predicted model, not a curated record
CCAGGCCGGGAGGGAGGCGAUCGCACCGGUCUCCCCUUUCCACCUAUCCUGCUUGCCUUGCUUUUGCUCUUCCCUCUCCUCGGACCUUGCUCUGGCCAUCCCUCGCAUCGCGCACUACCAGCACGCAGUCAUGCUUUCCUGGCGGGUGCUUGGCAUGCAGGCCGGUCGGCAUUCCGCCUGGUGGAGCCGACCAGCUGCACCGAGCACCGCGCGGCUGUGCCGGGCCUUUGCCGCCGCCGCCAUCCCGAAGCCGAAGCCGAAGCCGGCCGUGUCCGAGCCGCCGGCAGCCCCGGCCGAUUCGACAUCCUUCCUGGAUAACCUGCUUGCGCAGCACCGCCGAAGCACCCGCGAGGAGAAGCCGGCAGCCCACUUGUCGCAUCUGCCCUCGCCGGCGGGGGCCCCCUCGGUGAAGGCCUUCGUCGCAAGUGCGCCGGAUCAGCCGCCCGCCCCGAGCCCUGUCCGCGGCGCGAGGGCUGGUGCCUCUCCCCUGCUGGAGAAGCUUGUCACCUUUUCCCAGUACCCGGAUGCCUCGGUCUUUACCAGGAUGCAGCCGUCCGGGCUCAGCACCGAAUCCGUCGUCCCAUGGACGCCGGAGCUCCAGAAGUUCAUGGCUUUUGCCGAGGGCCACCCGAGCAUUGGAACGGCCCUUCACCAGUAUGUUGCCCAGGAAAUUGGCUUCGACGCAGAGUCCUCGGGGGAAGCCCCCCCCGAGGACCCGGCCGCCGACGCGGAGAAGGACAUCCUGGAGCGGACAAUCUCCCCGAAGCAUGCUCACCAUGCCCAGGCGUAUGCGAAGCUGCUCGGCCAGCCGACAGCGCCGCCACUGCCGCGCUUCGAGAGUUUCCUCCGAGACUACCAGGCGGAUUGCAUCAAUGCCUCGUUGGCGGCCCUCUUCGAGCUGGGCGAGCGCCGACAGGCGGUGUCCCUGCCGGUGGGGUCCGGCAAGACGGUCAUCAUGGCCGGGGUCGUGGGCCGGAUGAUCUUGCGGUAUGAACGCGCGGACGAGCGCCGGGCCCGGCUGACCGGCCUCAUGGGCAAAUUGCAUCACGCGGAUCUGGCUCCUCAGCUCGUUCCCACCGGGCAGCGGGCUCUGGUGCUGGCCCAUCGCGAGGAGCUGCUUGCCCAGGCGGCCAGACGCAUUUCCGGGGCCUUCCCCCAGCUGACGGUGGAGGUCAUCCGCGGCACCGCCCGGCCCUCGGCCAAGGCCAAGCCCCCGGCGGCCCAUGUGGUCGUCGGGUCGGUGGCCAGUCUUGGUCGCAGUGGCCCGAAUGGCAGCUUUUCGCCGCGUUUGCGCGCGCUGAACCCGGCGGAUUUCGAUCUGAUCAUCAUUGAUGAGGCGCAUCAUUCGGCGGCCCAGGUGUACCAGCGCAUCCUGGAGUACUUCCUUGGGGCCCCGAAGUUGGUGGCCAAGUCCGGGGCCGACCCGGAGCCGGCGGAUCCCGACGCGCCUGCCAGCGAGCAUGAGGACGAGUCGGCCCCUUCGGCGGCCGAGGCCCGGGCCAACUCCCCUGGGGCCGAUCUUUUGCACGCGCCCAAUCCCGACAUCCUGUUGUGGGGCUGCUCGGCCACCCUGCGCCGGCAUGAUGGCCUGGCCCUGAAUUCCAUCUUCAACGCCAUCAUCUACCACCAGGGGUUCGUGCGAAUGCUGGAGCUGGGAUGGCUGGCGCCCAUGCGCAUGCUUUCCGUCAGGACGCAGCUGGAGAUGAAAAACGGCCUGGCCAUGACGGCCGGGACCGACUUCAAUUUGUCCUUCCUCGAGCGGCAGCUCAAUGUCCCGGCGCGGAAUCGCCUCAUCGUGGACACAUACCUGUCGGAGGUCCGGGCCAAGGGCCGCCGGAAGACCCUGGUCUUCGCGGUGGACAUCCGCCAUGUCAACAGCCUGAUCGAGGCCUUCAAUGAGGCCGGCAUCGAGGCCGCCGGCAUCACGGCCGCCACGCCGGCCCCCGAACGGGAGCUUUUGAUGUGUCGCUUCGCCCUGGCCGACCAGGCGCUCGAUGGUGCCGGGCAACUUGGCCCGGGGGGUUCCCUCCCGGGUGAUCAGUCGGCCUCCGAGCCGGCGGCCGAUGACGGCCAAGUGUGGGCCCAUCCAGCGGCGUCUGCUGCCGCUGGCGGCCAUACCUCCAGACGGCCCCUGCCGGUGCUGAUCAAUUGCACUGUCCUGACCGAGGGCACGGAUGUGCCGUUUGUGGAUUCCAUCCUGCUCGCGCGGCCGACCCGGUCACCGGUGCUCUUCAUGCAGAUGCUGGGCCGGGGCCUGCGCCUUUUCCCCGGCAAGAAGGACUGCCUGUUUGUGGACUUCGUGGAUUUCAUCGACGAGGCCAACAUGUCGGCAGCCAUCGGCCUGCCGACCCUCUUCGGCCUGGAUCCGUCUGAGGUUACCUUUGAUGGGAGGCAAACCAGCGGCCAAUUUAUCAACAACCAGGACGUCCUCUCCUUCCUGGGUGACCAGCGCAGCAAGCUGGAGCGCUUGCUCCUGGAUAGCUCUUUCGCAGCGCACAAGCGCCUGUUCGAGCUAAACCCCCUGGCUCUCUUGUCGACCCAAAGCACGGAAAUCCGCGCGUCCGGCAAGAGAUCCCAGACGCGACAGGUGGCCAACUUCGCCUUCCGCCGGGCGGAUCUUCUCAAAAUGUCCCCGUUCGACUGGGUCUGUGUUCCCAACCCCGAUACCGGAGAGGACGACUUCCUCCUAAACAUGGGCAACUCCAAUACCCUGCGCAUUCAGAAGUUCCCCCCGCCGGAUCCCGAGCUGCUGCCUCUUCUCGAGAAGCAGGCCAAGGAGAAGGGCCUUUCCAAGUUGAUGGAGCGCGUGCGUGCCCAGCGUCUGAAGGAAUACUCCGAGGGCAUGGAGAUCUUGCGCAAGACAGGAUCACCACGAUUGGACUCCUACUACGGCGAGCUGGUCACCUCCCGCAAGGGGAUCAUCAGCCUCAGACGUCUGCCCUUGACUGCGGACUCCGUCCGGUCGGCGAUCAAUGCGGCUGACCAUUGGGUGUCGGCCAACACGCCCAACCGACAGAGCAUGAUCUCGCAGCGCAAUGACAUCCGCCCGCCGACUCCCAAGCAAAUCGCCUACCUCAAGCGCUUGGGCGCGGAGAAGUUCUUCGCCUCGGCACCGAAGGCCCCGGCCGCCGGGGAAUCGCUCCUCGACUCGAAGGCGCUGUCCCUCAUGUUGCUGGAUAUGCCCGAGGACGAUGCAUGGAUCAAGCUGCUGACCCUUCGCGAUGCGCAGAUUUUGAUCGAUCUCUUGUCACUCGGCUACGGGCGGACCUUUAACAAGGCUCUGGAGCAGGAGACGUCGGCAUUGCGACGGACGGCCCGGACUCUCUCCGGCAUUGCGCGUACCCAGCAGCAGGCGGCCCAGUCGAUCGCCUCCUUCUAGAGCCUUGGGCUGGGAAUGGUGCCCAU